Messenger RNA from Oppia nitens, 1279 nucleotides. RefSeq names its product RILP-like protein homolog (gene Rilpl). Bases 137 to 1207 code for a protein of 356 amino acids. The record is from RefSeq and is a predicted model, not a curated record. The transcript is spliced from 4 exons. NCBI's taxonomy places the organism in Eukaryota, Metazoa, Arthropoda, Arachnida, Sarcoptiformes, Oppiidae.
UUUUUUUAAAAUAUUGUUUUGUGGGGUUUUUUUGGGGGCGGAAAAAGUCGUGCCAAAGAUUUUCUUCGUGAAGAAGAUCUCUCUCUCUCCUGAAGACAAUCUCUGGUCAAAUCAAAACAAUCAAUCACAUCAUCCGAUGGAUCGAAAGAGCGGUGACAUCGAAGUAGAAGAUGUCUACGAUUUGGCCGCAGAAAUAGGCGAUCAGUUUCAGAAAGUGAUCGACAAUUGCGGUUCGGAUUCAAUCAAACAUUUGAUGCCGAAAGUGAUCCGCGUUUUAGAACACUUGGAAAUGAUGGCCAUUGUUAAGGAAGACUACGAUAGCAAACUGGAUCAGCUCAAGCAUUCAAUCUUUGAAUUGGAAAACGACAAACGUGUCAAAGCUGUCAGUUUGAAUAAAUAUGAAUUAGAAAUGGAAUCGAUUGAAGAAAACUGGAGGAAAGAAAAUCUUCAUUUGACACAAUGUGUCAGUCAAUUGAGACAACAGAAUCUAAAACUAAGCAAUCGAUUGAUUGAUAGCCAACAGACACUAUCGCAGUCACUGACAGAUCUGCAAAAGAGAGGACAACAAGAGAUUGAUCUGGAGAUUGUGUCGUUGAAAGAGUCGAUCAAAAGAAGUGAAUCUAAAGUGGAUGCCAUUACUAAAGAAAUGGACGAAAAGAAUGAAGAGAUUGAAAAACUUACCGAACAAAUUGAAGAAGUAAUGCAACAGAAUCGCGAUUUAAGACGACGAAUGAAACACAAUAAAUACCAAUUGUUACAUAUGAACGAAGCCAAAGCUGAUCCCAAUUACAAAGACCUGAUAGGACUGUCUGAGCACAUAUUGGUCACAAACAGUGAUGAUUGCGAUCUAUUCAAUGAUCACAAACCGUUUACAUUGAAUGAACUGAGAAAUAUUAUUCUUGAGGUAAACUAUUUAAGAAAACAUUCCAAAGAAUUGGAGGAAGAGAUCAAAGUAUUUAAGAAACCCAUUGAGAUUAAGCCACUGAUCGAUGAGAUCAAUGAUAUCGACAACAAUACUUGUAAUGAUGUUAAUAGUGGUAAUAGUGAUAGUCUUAACAGUAAUCUAUCGGAUGAUUUGCCAGUCGAGGGACCCAUUAAUAGAGAGCCAGAGGACAAACUAUAUCCGAGGAGAAGAUCAUCGCAAAACAGAAUUCUUCGUUUCUUUCCGACCAUCAAUUGGAACCGACUAAAGAAAUCUGCAAAUUGAUACUACAAUUGAUAGUGAUUUUGACACAAAUGUUUUGCACAAUUACUAUAUAUAAGUUUAUACUAUUAUUUA